CAGAAAAAUUGAAUCUUGACAGAAUCAUAGCUGAUGAGGAAGAAGAAAUGACUAGGAAGAUGAUAAUAGUGAGCCUUUGGUGCAUUCAAACAAUUCCAUCAAACAGACCAUCAAUGAGUAAGGUACUUGAGAUGUUACAAGGAAGCCUUGAAGCUUUGCCACUUCCACCAGAACCUUUGUUGUCUUCUCCUGCAGCAAUAUCACCCCAAAUCUCCAACACCACAUCAUCAGUCAUAAUGCAGGGGGUUCCAAGAACUUUGGAGACGAAUUCACUACUUGAUGACGUAUCUUCAAAUACAUAGAAAUGGUGUCUGCUGCAUUUUUUAUAACAGAAAAGCAUAGUUCUGUUACUAGAAGUCAAACAUCCCCUGCAGAUGGUAUUCAAAAGUUCAGCAUAUUUUCCCCUGUAUUUUCUUAAUCCUCUAGUCUUCAUGCACCACUGUGAAAUCAUCCCUAUUCUCCAUGAAUAACACUCCUUCGAUUUG
Rubroshorea leprosula is the source of this 485-nucleotide messenger RNA. The record is from the annotation of a GenBank genome assembly. NCBI's taxonomy places the organism in Eukaryota, Viridiplantae, Streptophyta, Magnoliopsida, Malvales, Dipterocarpaceae.